This is a messenger RNA of Alexandromys fortis (reed vole), 2768 nucleotides long. It is a transcript of the gene Yju2, whose product is annotated as YJU2 splicing factor homolog. The record is from RefSeq and is a predicted model, not a curated record. Gene Ontology annotation, biological process: mRNA splicing, via spliceosome. The transcript has 8 exons. Gene Ontology annotation, cellular component: U2-type catalytic step 1 spliceosome. Lineage: Eukaryota; Metazoa; Chordata; Mammalia; Rodentia; Cricetidae. The coding region runs from base 226 to 1167 and encodes 313 amino acids.
CUUUUAUUUACUGCCUCACCUACAGUCACUCAGGAAAGGAACAAAAGCGCACACGGAACCUUGAUCGACAGGUACCACAGCCAAUGAGAACGCUAAAACCUAUGACCUACGUCAGUAAGCCAGCCGAGGAAGUGACGUCGAGAGAACGGCGGCGCCUGGCCGAAUAAACUCCGAGGGGACCGAAGAACACUGCUCCUUCGCUUGCUCGACGAACAGGAAGCGAAUAUGUCGGAACGGAAAGUGCUAAACAAAUACUACCCACCUGACUUCGACCCGUCAAAGAUCCCGAAACUCAAGCUACCCAAGGACCGGCAGUACGUGGUUCGACUGAUGGCCCCCUUCAACAUGAGGUGUAAGACAUGUGGAGAAUACAUCUACAAGGGGAAGAAGUUCAAUGCACGCAAGGAGACCGUCCAGAACGAGGCCUACCUGGGCCUGCCUAUCUUCCGCUUCUAUAUCAAGUGCACACGCUGCUUGGCCGAGAUCACCUUCAAGACAGACCCUGAGAACACAGACUACACCAUGGAGCAUGGUGCCACACGCAACUUCCAGGCCGAGAAGCUCCUGGAGGAGGAGGAAAAGCGUGUGCAGAAGGAGCGCGAGGAUGAGGAGCUGAACAACCCCAUGAAGGUCCUAGAGAACCGCACCAAAGACUCGAAGCUGGAGAUGGAGGUGCUAGAAAACCUGCAGGAGCUGAAGGACCUGAACCAGCGGCAGGCACAUGUGGACUUUGAGGCCAUGCUGCUGCAGCACCGCCUGUCGCAGGAACAGUGGCGACAGCAGCAGGAGGAGGAAGAUGAGCGUGAAACUGCGGCCUUGCUGGAGGAGGCUCGCCACCGCAGGCUUCUGGAGGAUUCCGACUCAGAAGACGAAGCUCUGCCUUCCCGACCACGGGCAGCAGCAAAACCCAACCCCACAGCCAUCCUGGACGAGGCACCAAAGGCCAAGAGGAAGGCAGAAGCAGUGGGCAGCAGGGCACAGCUGGCCGGAUUGGUGGUGCCAAAGAAGAUGAAGGCGGAAGCCAACGGGGGCUCAGAGCAGGUCCAGAUGCCUGCCAUGGGUGCUCCCAAGAACAGGAAGACAGCCAACCUUGCACCCCAGACACCCGGGGCCUCCUCUCUAAGCCAGCUGGGUGCAUAUGGGGACAGCGAGGACAGUGACAGCUGAGCCCCUACAGCAACAUCACAGACCCAAGAAACCAGAGGAGGAGAUGGGAUCAAGGAAGGCACCCUCAGCAAGUUCCUCGUGACCGUGUCUGCCAUGGAUCCCAGCAGGGUGUGAAGAGGCAAUGUCCCUUAGUACCAAGUGUGCCAGGACAAACAGCCUGGCCCACUCUGUCAGUCCUUGAGUUAUAGGGAGCCUGUUUGCCCCAUCCCUUCCUACCACAGAUCUGAACACUAUCUGACAGGGGAUAGGUGGCAGGGUCCCUGGGGACUCCCAAUAAGGCCUGGGACUCUACUUGCAACACAAUACUGUGUGUUAAAGAAAAUCAAUUGACAACCAUGUGGACCAGCGAGAGACCCUGCCCGACCGGCUAACCAGAACUAACACUCACCUGGGAUUUCGGCCACAGCCAGCCUGGGCCUGGACCAAGCCCGUGUCUGUCAUUCAGAAUUUGGCGGUACAUGAGUCUGUGUUCUGUAGGAAAACUGCUGAGCCUGAGUCUGUCAUUUAGAACACAGUGAGCCUGGAUGGGGUGGCAGUGGAGAGACAGGCGUGUGUAGCCCAGGCUUGCCUUCACCUCCCCAGGCUGGGAUGAGAGAUGUGAACCAAGUUGAUCUUAAGCCUGAAAUGUUCGUGUUGAGUCUGCUUUUCCCUGCCGUUCUUCCUUCUCACCCCCAUGCCCUCAGCCCCCGCCCCAAGAGCAGAGACACAUCAGUGGCACCCUGGGGUCUGGUUGGAACCCUCCCACUCCACCCCCACCCUGGGUUCCCCAGCUCUGCAGCUGUCAUCAUGUCCUCCAUCAACUCCCUGGGGGUCCCUGGCAACAGGAGCCACAAGGAUAGUGCUGGCCCCACCACCUGGCCUUGCAGCUUAGACACUAGCUGGACCAGCCCACUCGUGGCCCUCACCAACGUGGCCCCUGUGCUGGGACACAUGGACUGCAUGCUAGGGGGUUAAGACACACUACAGUCUGAUCUGUGAGGCCUUUUUGCCCCAGACACCAUUGUUCCUACAGCAGACUGGAGCACUGGGGAGCAGCUGGACCUCCCCCAGACUGGGAACCUUGAGAGUCAGUGACUUGCAUCUUCCUCAGGCUAUGGCCCAGGGAAGCACUUUACUUCACCUGACUGGGGACCACUGAAAGCGGAGCCUCACCUGCCUCAGGCUGUGUGCAUGCCCCUCCAGACAGCACCUCCAGAUGGGAGGCUACUCAGGGCAAGUUCUGCAUCUGCUGUCAGACUGCACGAGGCAAGACCCGCCUCCGCAAGGUCCCGUACAAACACAUUCAUGGCUCCUUGGGUCUCUGUAGACUAAAGGCAUUGGCCACCAGACUCACUGUGGACCUCCCCUUCUGUCCCGUGCCUUGGCACACUUCUUCCCAGAUUUGAGGUACAGUCGGGGAGGCCCCACUUCAAGCACUGUUGUGUGCCUGCCACAUGAUGGGCAGUCACACAGCUCCAUCGCAUGUCACCAACUGCUGGCAUGUGGAAAUAGAGGACCAGACCGCGAAGUCCACUGUGAGACUCCAGAACAAGCUGAUGCAGAGACAGGAUGGAUUCAUGGAAACUGGCAGGGACAUAGGGGUGGAAUAUUCUAGAACCAGA